AACAGUCAUGUCCUAAACAAUAUGGGCCCCUAUCUCUUUUUGCCCUAAACAGGAAAACAAAAGAAAUUACCCCUCUUCUUUAAUCAAAAUACACUCCCUCUCUUAAAUUUCUGAAAUUUUGAUGUCCAUGGAAGCGUUGUAAACAAGGUACAUAUAUAUAUGAGAGUUUUCCAGAAAUGGGAAAAAUUUUGAGGGGAAAAUGGUGACUUUUUUCCAGUCUCAACAAAUUUUCCACCUUUCAUGCUAACAAAACUUGCCUUUUUUUGGGUUUGUUAAUGCCUUCACCUACUCUUUUCCCCUGCAUCAGGUGAAAUGGAGGCUAAAUACAUGAGAUGUUUGAACAACAGCAUUUCUCGAUUUAUUCAUUUAAUGUCAUGUCAAACAUCAAAGGCUAUGCCUACUCGAAAUGAAUUUGAGAUAUUGGCUACUAUGCUCAAGCAUUUGAAACCUGUUCUUGAUGAAAUUGAUGAUGACAAGAUAGCUUCAGAAGCAGUUUUAUGGAAGGAGUGUGAAGAUCUGGAUAUUUACAUUAACACUGCUAGGGAAUUUAUGGAACAGUGGUCUCCGAAGAUGAGCAGUAUUCUUUCUGUUUCACGAAGUGAGCAGUUGCUGAAAACAAUCAAGAGAUCUGCCCUUGAGAUUUGUAGUAUAUUAUGUAGGUUGUUACGAACAUCACCGUCUUCGUCAAGUUUCGCUGGUGUGCAAGUAUGUACCGAGAUAAUGCAUUGUGUCCAGGAGCUUCAGAGCUGGCAACCAGAGCGGAUCUCAGGACACAUGGAACAGGCUCUAAGAAGUAAAAACGAUAAUCUAAUCUCUUGCAGUCAACACUUGGCAGAAAUUGUGGAGUCUCUGAGCCUAGUGUCAAAUCAGGAGUUACUUAAAGAGAGUAUUGCUGUUGAAAAGGAGAGGGUGAAACUUGAUGCAAACAAGUGCGUAGAAGAAGUGGAUCAAAUAAAUCAAAUUGUGGAUCUCCUGGCUCUUAUUCGGGACUAUCUGCUUAAAAAUGGAUGCUUUGGAACAAUGAAAGGUGUUCUUAUCCCAUCAUACUUCCGGUGUCCUUUGUCAUUAAUUUUCAUGUUAGAUCCAGUCAUUGUAGCUUCGGGUCAAACUUUUGAGAGGUCUUCCAUCCAGAAAUGGCUUGAUCAUGGGUUGAGAAUCUGCCCUAAAACCCGCCAGUAUCUUUCACACACUAAUGUCAUACCAAAUUACACUGUCAAGGCACUGAUAGCAAAUUGGUUACAGGAAAAUAAUCUGAAACCUCCAAAUAGUUCUGAAUUAUCUGCUCAAGAUGUAAUUCGUACCGAUAGUUUCGGCUGUUCGGUUCAUAGUAGUGACUCUAUGUCCCGGUCCUCCCUAGAGGUUGGAGAUGCAGUAGGGAGGCUAAACAUUGAUGAACCUUCUUCUUUAUCUGGUGAGAUAAGCUCGAGCACGUGCCAAGGUUUGGAGGCUAAGAAUUCGAAUCACCGAUCCUCCGAACACACGUAUGCUCACAGUAGGACCCACUCUGCAACAAGUGCUGUUUCCAGCUGCGACUACGUGCCAUCAUCAAUAAGCGAAUUGUCAAGGAUUUCUGACAGGCAUGAAAAAGUAGGUGAGAUAGUGUCAGAGCAUUCAUCUUCUCAGAGUGCAUAUACGAGCUCUGCGAUGAAUGCCAAUGGCAGCAAUAAGUAUGGCAAAGUUCACUCACUUUCAUUCUCGGACUCGGGACAUGAUGAAACGACGUCAUCAUUUCAUGUUGAUGAAAUGGUAGAGCAUCUUAAAGGACCAUCAAAUUCGCUGCAAACUUCAGCGGCAGCUGAGCUACGGCUUCUUGCCAAGCACAACAUGGAGAACCGCAUAAUUAUUGGGAAAUGUGGAGCUAUUGGCCCUUUAAUCUCACUUCUACACACUGAUGUCAAGAUAACCCAGGAGCAUGCUGUGACAGCGCUUCUGAAUCUUUCACUUAAUGAAGAAAUUAAAGCAAAGAUUGCAGAAGCUGGAAUAAUUGAACCUUUAAUUCAUGUGCUUAAGACAGGCACUGAUACAGCUAAAGAGAAUUCAGCUGCAGCUCUUUUCAGUUUCUCUCUUCUUGAGGAUUUCAAAUCGAAGAUUGGCCGCUCUGGAGCAAUCAAAGUGCUAGUUGAUCUUCUAGCUCGAGGAACUAUCAGAGGGAAGAAGGAUGCUGCAACUGCCUUGUUUAAUUUGUCCAUCUGUCAUGAAAAUAUAGCUCGAAUAGUUCAGGGCGGGGCUGUAAAGUAUCUAGUUCAGCUUCUAGAACCUUCCACAGGAAUGGUUGACAAAUCUGUAGCCCUUCUCGCAAAUCUAUCCCCAAUAACAGAAGGGCGUUUGGCAAUUGCCAAGGAAGGUGGGAUACCGCUGCUUGUUGAGAUUGUUGACUCAGGUUCGCAAAGAGGAAAGGAAAAUGCUGCUUCUGUGCUGUUGCAAUUGUGUCUUAAUAGUAACAAGUUUUGCAACUUAGUGCUUCAAGAAGGUGCUGUUCCUCCACUUGUUGCUCUGUCACAAUCAGGAACCCCUAGAGCUAAAGAGAAAGCGCAGCAACUUCUGAGCCAUUUUCGUACUCAGCGUGAAGGGGGCUCAGGCAAAAGAAAGAAGUGAGGCAAUGUUGCUACUCCUAUUGUAUUCACCAUCUUUUUUUAAUGAGGUGGUUGGUUGUCUAUACAGGUAGCUUGCAACAAUUGAGCAAGUCUUGCAUGCAUCCGGAUUCCGAUUAAGGUUCUUAUUAGGGGAUGGCAAAAACAAAGAAAUUCAACUAGCUUAAUUGGUAAAGUCACGUGGAGACGAAGCUUAUGAGUUAUGACCUUGGAUUGGAUGUGGUUGCACUUCCUUCGUGGCUCUAUUAUACAUACGUAGAGGGCCGGACUUGAGUUUGGUCCAUUGGAUGGUCACUUAUUACUCGGUAUCUCUACUCGUUUGGGCCUGACUACUCUGCGCUUGACUAAGACCUAUAAAAUUCAUACACUUAGUUUGAAGUACAUUGGUAAUGAGAAGGACAUGUUAAAAUUGACAAGUAUAUUGUACUUGUAUAUGUUUGAAGUUUUACUAUGAGUUAAUUAAGCAGGAGCAAGAGUUUGGGUAGUUGGUGGAUCAACAAUGUGUAUCCAUACUGCUGUUUCUCAUUGCAGAAGGAUGAAUUAAAGACAGAAGCAAUUGUUGGAGCAUUGCAUUAGCACCUUCAAAUCAUUCCUACAAGGGGCGCAAAUCAUAUCAUGCUUUCACUUCUUGUGCGCUACAUGCAUCACGUAUGUGUACGAUACAAGGAAACUACGUGUAUACAUAAUGUAUCGACGCAUGAGGUGUAUAUGCUAUUUAAUAAAAGGCUGUAUACGUAUAUUUUUUAUUAA
Beta vulgaris subsp. vulgaris (sugar beet) is the source of this 3341-nucleotide messenger RNA. RefSeq names its product U-box domain-containing protein 3. The record is from RefSeq and is a predicted model, not a curated record. Gene Ontology annotation, molecular function: protein binding; ubiquitin-protein transferase activity. The transcript is spliced from 6 exons. The coding region runs from base 313 to 2595 and encodes 760 amino acids. NCBI's taxonomy places the organism in Eukaryota, Viridiplantae, Streptophyta, Magnoliopsida, Caryophyllales, Amaranthaceae. Gene Ontology annotation, cellular component: cytoplasm; nucleus. Gene Ontology annotation, biological process: protein ubiquitination.